Molecule: messenger RNA, 3582 nt
Organism: Linum trigynum
Lineage: Eukaryota; Viridiplantae; Streptophyta; Magnoliopsida; Malpighiales; Linaceae
Source: the annotation of a GenBank genome assembly
GGCGCCAUUGUAAUGAUGAAGACAUCAAGCAAAAAGAAAGCCCGGUGGGAGCAGGAAAUCUUCACCAGGAAAGAAGAAUCUGAGGUAUCUUGGCGCUGGCGGCGCUGAAGAUGGAGGAUGUGGAGGAGAGGAUUCGCUCCCCGUGGUUCAGCAGCAUUUGGGAGUACAUGUGAGAAAGAAUUCGCCGUAAGGGGUGGCCCAGCCGCUGUUGUCGUUGCGGAAGAAUUGGUGUCCUCUGGUCAGUUGUUGUAUUGUCCGGCGUCUGUUGGACUGGAGUUACCCCAUUUUGAUUUGUCGGCGGCCUGUGCACCUCACCUCCGGCGCAACCAGCUCAUCUAUGGUGGCUCGCCACCCAUCCGACUGGUAGCUCGCCCGUGGGCGGAGAAAGAGGUGAGAGCGACGGUGAGGGAGGGAGAAAGUGAGAGAGCAUCGAGAAAAGUAUUUAGGGUUUUGGGUGAUUAUAUGAAAAAUUCAUAUUUCAAAAGUAGUAAUUAGGUGUUGUUAUUAUUUUUGUUCCAAAACUAUCCCUAAUUAAUCAUGACGGUCAAUUAAAAAAUGGUGAGAAUAAAGGGUGGAGAUAUAAGUAGCCACCAUGGCUACUAAAAAACUAAUAAUCAUGCUAAUGCAUUCUCUUAAGGUGCUAUUAUUUAUUUUUAAUAUGAUAUUAAAAUUUUGAUGGAUAAAGACAUGCCAAUGAUUUCUUUUAUGACAGAUGGCGAUGUUAGUGUUUAUGCUUUACAUAACAGUCGUGUGGCUAGGUAUUUGGACAGGGUUGGACUUAUUAUCAGGCUUUGUCUACCUUACGAGUUGAAUAUGAUCUUUUAUCUGCUUCUUUGUUGUCUGUUGUGGCCUCAGAGGAGGUUCUGAAGGAGAGAUCCCGUGCUCGCCAUAUGCAAUUUCUUAUGAAAUUACGUCCGGAGUUUGAAGCUAUUCGCGCUUAUUUGUUGCAUCGCCAGGUUGGGACCAUUGUUGAAGCUCUUGGUGAACUCAUUCGCGAAGAGACUCGACUCCGGAGUCAAACGCAGCUUGAACAGUCGGGGUUUGGUGAUUAUGCAUUUGCUGAGGUUGACCAUAUUCAACCCCAUUGCAAGCGUCGCAAUGAAUGUAUAUAUUGCAAGAGCUCGGGACACAUAAUUCUGAAAUGUAAGUCUCUUGUUCGCAAAGGCAAGUCUGGUGAUUAUUCUUUGUCAGGGAGUUCUCGUACUGUUAGUGGCUCACGUGCAACUAGUGGCGGUCGAGGCGUUGGUGGCUCGAGUUAUGCGAUGGAGGUCACUCCUUCUGGUUCAGCUGCUGUCGCAUCUGGUACGGCUCUUACUGCCGAGGUUGUUCAUUGUUUGGUUGCUGAAGUUCUACAAGAGACUUUACCCGUUGCCUUGACGACUGCCUUUGCUAUGGGGGCUCUUCAGGGAGGGUGAUAAGCAGGGGUAAGAAGGAUGAUUGCGUGUUCAUUCUUGGUGAUUGUCAUUAGAGAUGUCGUUACCUGGUGGGACGUCGACAUAAAGAACUGUUGUGGCCAGCUCUUCUUGCUGCAUAGUUUUGUUAAUAAAUCUCCCCAUUUUGAGACUAUAGUUGAUGGUUUGGUUUCUGCUAUAAAGCCUCGUGGCUCUUUGAAAUUUUCUAAACAGAAUACUAUGUGGGAUUUGUGUCAUUGUCACCUUGGUCACCCUCACAAGACCAGAUUGUUGGAUAUGUUUCACAGUAAUUUACUUCCUGGAAAGUUGGAUUGUCACUUGGUUUCUUCUCAUUCCUGCAUCAUUUGUCUUGAAGCUAAAAUUUCACAGUUGUCUUUCUCUUCUAGUGAGACGGUAUAUAAGGAACCUUUUGAGCUUGUUCAUACCGAUCUCUGGGGUCCUUCGCUUGUCCCGUCUCGCAGGGGAUAUCGCUACUUUGCUCUCUUCAUCGAUCACGCCACUCGGUUUGCCUAGAUUUAUUUUCUUCGUAGAAAAUAUGAGUUGAUCACUCAUGCUCGGCACUUUGUUCAGAUGGUGUUGACUCAAUUUGGUAAAAAGGUGAAGGUCAUUCGGUCUAAUCCCGGUGAGGAAUUCAGUUCUCACCCAUUGCUUGAGUUUUAUGCUUCUCACUGGAUUUUGCCUCAACAGUCUUGCCCAGGUGUUUCUCAACAGAAUGGGCUAGUUGAACGUAAGCAUCGACAUGUCUUAGAACUUACAUGUGCCCUACUCUUUCAUUCUCGUAUUCCGAGUGUUUUUUGGGUUGAAGCGGUUAGUACGAUUUUGUACCUGAUUAAUAGACAGAUUACUUCUGUCCUUGGGUAGCCGUCUCCUUUUCAGCUUCUCUAUUCUAAACUUCCUGACUAUUUGCGGCUCCAAGUGUUUGGUUGUCUAUGCUUUGUGUUACAUCCGAAGAAAGCAUGUGACAAGCUAUCUCCCAAGACAGCUCGUUGUAUGUUUAUUGGAUAUAGUAGUCAACACAAGGGGUAUUUGUGUUAUGAUCACGUCGCUCGUCGCAUGCAUAUUUCAUGUCAUGUCGUUUUCCUUGAGCAAAUUAUGUAUUGCCCCUCCUCCGAUCACCGGGAUCACAAAGACAUGGAUUUUUUGCGGUCGUUACCAUCGUUCGUUCAGACUCCUGCUGUUCGGGAUGGCGCGUUUCAGGGAGGGAAUGGUAAUGAAACUCGUCAAUCCCUCUCAUUGUUCAGCACAGGUAGUCCAUCUAAGGGUUCGGCAGAAUUGGAUGGCUCUUCUUCGCAUAUAGGUUUGGAGGAAUUGAAUGGCUCCUCCUCGCCUUUAUUAGACUCGCCUGUGCACUCGUCUUCGUCCGACUCAGCUCCAUAGAACUCGGCUUCGCCUCAUUCUCCCAACCAAGGUACUUCGUCUUGUGAGUCAUCAUCAUCAUUUACUAGAUCUUCUUCGACUUGUGGUUCUGCUGGUGGUUCGAAUGGUGCUUUGGGCACAACACCUCAUUUUCCUGAACUACGCAGGUCUUCGCGAGCUACAAUGGGACAGCCACCGAAAAGAUUAGGGGAUUAUGUGGGUUUUUCAGGAGAGCCGAUACCCAUUCCAAAUCAUUACCGAUUUUCUAAGGGUCAUAUAAACUGGGAAUCUGGAAUGAAGGAAGAGAUGCGCGCUCUUGAAGAAAAUGAUACGUGGGAAUUGGUUCCAAGAGUUCUUGCAAGUUCAGUCAUAGGUUGCCGUUGGGUUUACACUGUGAAGAUGAAGCCAGAUGGGUCUCUAGAACAGUAUAAAGCUAGACUUAUUGCUCAGGAAUUUUGACAUGAGUAUUGAAUAGACUACGAUGAGACGUUUGCACCUGUUGCAAAGAUGUAAACAGUACAGAGUGUUCUUACUGCCGCAACUAUGAAAAAGGGGCAGAUUGUUCAGUUUGAUGUGAAGAAUGCUUUCCUCCAUAGAGAUUUGAAAGAAACGUUUUACAUAGAGUGUCCAGAAGGCUAUGAAAAUGGAGCACCAGGUAUGAUUUGUAAAUUGAAAAGAUCAUUGUAUGGCUUGAAACAAGCACCAAGGGCAUGGUUUGAGAAGUUCCAUAGUACGGUACUGCAAUUUGGAUUUGUUCAAAGUCAAAAUGAUCUAUCGAUGUUUACACGAUAGAUAGUAAAUUGUAACACAGUGU